Messenger RNA from Effrenium voratum, 2013 nucleotides. Lineage: Eukaryota; Dinophyceae; Suessiales; Symbiodiniaceae. The record is from the annotation of a GenBank genome assembly.
AGUAUUCGCAGCGCCUUGGAAUGCUUGGGUGAAAGCCAUGCUGCAUCACGUAGCGCAACAGUUUUGCGCUUCCCAGGUGGCAAAGCAGGCGUGCCGCUUGCAUUUGACAUCCAGGUUGCGGCCAUACACAGCGGUUCGCCAUUUCACCGUGGCUGCCAAGGAGCCAGAGUACCACACUGGUGGCAACUUCGAAGGGCACCACCUUUUUCACAAAGACGCUCCAUUUGUGUUUCGAAACGGCGAGCAGAUUUCAGAGUUGCAGAUUGCCUACGAAACGUGGGGCCAUUUGAACGCCAAGAAAGACAAUGCCAUCCUCUUGCAGUGUGGAAUGUCAGCCUCCUCCCACGCCUGCUCUCAUUCGCGGAAUCCAGCGCCUGGGUGGUGGGAGGAAUAUAUUGGCCCCGGCAGACCCUUGGACACCAACUUGUUCUUUGUGAUAUGCACCAACAACCUUGGAGGUUGCUAUGGAUCGAGUGGGCCAUCCUCCAUCAACACCAAGACGGGCCAGCGUUAUGGAAGCUCCUUCCCUCGCUUCGAGGUUCAGGAUCAAGUCUCGGCGCAGUUCCAGCUGUUGGACCACCUGGGGAUCGACCAGGUUCACGCCUGCGUGGGAGCCUCUCUGGGAGGCAUGCAGAGCGUGUGUUCUGCGGCCCUGUUUCCUGACCGAGUUGGCAAGUUCGUGACCAUCUCCGCCUGUGCGAAGAGUUUUCCUGGCAGCAUGGCGUUUCGGCACGCUCAGCGCCAGGCUAUCAUGUCCGAUCCAAAUUGGAACGGUGGAGACUACUACAAUGGCAAGCUGCCGGCAAAUGGCUUGAGACUUGCCCGACAGCUUGGAACUAUCACUUAUCGUUCUGGGCUGGAGUGGCAGCAGCGCUUCGGCCAGAGCUUGGCAAAGGGCGUCACCAAGCGCGAAGGCUUGAAGAACGAGUUCAUGAUCGAGAAUUAUUUGGCCCACCAGGGAGAGAAAUGGGUCAACGCGUACGAUCCCAACUCCUUGUUGUGGAUCUCAAAGGCGAUGGAUGGCUUCUCAUUGGAAAAGCCGGACAAGGAUGGCAGCCCCAGCUUGAUCGAGGGCCUGAAGCCUGCCAUGAUGCCAGCCCUCGUGAUUGGAGUGCAACAUGACGUACUGUUCCCGGUUUGGCAGCAGAAGGAAAUUGCAGACACCUUGCGCAAGGCGGGAAACAAGCGCGUGGUUUACUACGAGCUGGAUUCCGUCUAUGGGCACGACUCCUUCUUGCUGGACGCGGUUUCAAUUGGACCUGCAGUGAAAGGUCAUUUGGAGCAGGAGCCGAGCGGUGCGCGGCACAUUUGGGAGGAUCUGGCCAGCAGCGCAGUGGGCUUCCUGCAGGCCAUCAGCCAGCGCGGCAGCACCGCUGACAGCAUGCGGGACAUCUUCCGUGCGCUGGGGAACGGAGAAAAGGAAGUGGAACGAGACCGACUGAAGGCCAUGGUCAAGCUGGUUUGGAGCGGCCGAGUGAACGAGGCAGCCGUGGACAAAGCGUUCGAGUCACUGGCCAAAGAGCCUCUGAUGGAGCUCAAUGACUUUAUGCAGAUGCGACAGGUGCUGACCGAAGCAAUGUCUGACACAUAUCUGCCUUGAGGCAGCUUCAAUGCACGCGUUUUUUUUUUCUCUUCGGAUCCUAUUUUCCACAGUUUUAUGGGAAGCGUUGCGGUCUUCCGAGUGAGUCUACCCUGAUAGAGGGAGGCGCGCAGAGACGAUCCCACUUUUUCGCUCAGAUCACACAGCUGGAAUCGAGAAAAGAGAGGCAUUGAGCAAAUGCACGUCUUGAGAGCCUCUUGAGUUUGAAGAGUACCAGUCUCGAGGAAGGUAUCGGUUGACAUCCAAUUUGCGAAGCCGUUCAUGAAUUGGACAAUUGUAGGUUUCGGCUUCAUGCUCUGUUUUUUUCACUUUGUGUACCGCAGGUUUGCUAGGCCUGGUCUUUUAGCCCCUUGCUUGGCUCUGCAGCUUUCGGCUGAGGGCCUCUUGAAUCUCACAGUCUUGCCUGGCAUUGC